Pocillopora verrucosa is the source of this 537-nucleotide messenger RNA. The record is from RefSeq and is a predicted model, not a curated record. Lineage: Eukaryota; Metazoa; Cnidaria; Anthozoa; Scleractinia; Pocilloporidae.
AUGGGGAUCAAAUGUACGUAUUCUUGGUUCUGUUCGACGGUCUCUCCAACCGACGAGCAGGACGAUGUCGCGGGGGAAUCUGACGACGAUGAUGGUUUGAGCGAUUGCUCGUAUGGUCGUAUGGCCCCUUUAUUCUCUGAAACUUCUCCCCCCGCUGAUGUGCCCGCUGACGAAAGUUCUUCUCCUCCCGAUGCUGUCCUCUCUGACUCUAGCGACUCGCCUUUGGUUUCUUCGCCCGAUUCUCCGAUUCUUAACUCCGAUGGCCUCGUAAACUCAGUUCAAUCUGUGCCCGAUCCGCCGCGGCAUCGAAUUCCUGCUCUUCUUUCUGACUCUCUCUCGACCGCUUCCAGACGUUCCUCUUCACCUGUUACUGCAAAACCGACGCCUUCUCUUCCUUCACAACCUGUUCCCGAUCCUCCUUCGUCGCCCGACCCCUUGGAUUCCGACAUGAAUGUCACCGUCGAUUUGAAGAGGAAAUCGGCGGACGCGUCUCCAAAGCGUACAAAGAAAGGGAAGAAGAAACCUGCUAAUAAGUGA